AUUAGAUCUAAUAAACUACAGCAAUUUAUCUAUGGACAACAUUCUACAUUUCAGGAGAUUAAAAAUUGUGAUAUUGCCGAGAUGAUGCUUUAAAUUGCGCAACAAGUGCAUUCGUUGUUAUAUUCUGUUUUUUCCCUUCUUUUUUUCAAUUAAGAUAACAGUGCUUGGCUACGUGACAGUUAUGCUAUAACGGGGUUGCUUUGCAUUAGGUUCCAUGGCAUGAGGCUAUCCCUAACUUGAUGGCUUUGCCAAAAAAUAGGUGUUUUUUUCCGAGUGAUGCGGCCCCUCCUAAAUCUGACCAGGCUGGCCACAACAGUGCUAUUGAUCUGGCUGGGCUCUGGUCUGAUUCAUCCUUUUGCAGACUUGGCUUCUGUAACAAGAGAGCAUUCAUUACGAUGCGUUUAUAAUUGUUACUGCCUCGCAGCUGCCUCCGCCGUCCACGGGGACCGGUGCAAAAUCGGUGUUUUUUGCCAAAAUAGUGGCGAAUGGCGGUCCGGGCCCGGAAUACGCAAGCGCAGUAGGUGCUUCGGAUUUUGCAUUCCUGAAAAUAUUCGUCCCAAUUGUCGCCUUGGCUCAUCCGUUUCGGAGCAGGUGGCAAGGAAACAACUAUUGACGUAAUUAAGGAGCCAGUGACCUACACUGACACGAGCCACAAGGCCACUGAGAUCCACGGAACCAAAGGGUCCGACCCCAACUCCGGCCCCCUGACCUCUGCUCUGAGAAGCCACCUCACCACCCUCCACACCUAUAGAUGGUUCUAGAAGAAGCCCUUCCACGGAGCUGCGUUUCUCCCAGACGGCAGGCGAUGCAUUCCGCCUAGACUCUCCCCCUCGUUCCCCGACCAAACCGAGGCAGCCAUGAACCCCGAAGAAGUGGAGCAUGGCCAGGAGCUGAUUGAGCAUGUAGAAGCCGACCUGCCCCCUCCUCAACGCCGUCACCACGACAACCACAUUGCCACCAACAACGGUCGACCCCGGCAGCCUAGCAACCACAGUAGUGAAAACAACAACCACCCUGCUCCCCGCUACAGGAGAUAUAAUGAGGCUCCUGGCGCAGGUGGCAGCAGGGUCAGAGGGGCCCCACAACGCAGGUCAACAGAGGAGCCAGAGGCGGAACUUCACCUGGGGGCCCAGUCCCCUCCCCAACCCCAGCAGCAGCAGCAGGCCCAGGGUCAGUCACAGCCCAUCUUGCGUCCUGCAGUGACACGUUACCGCAGACAGGGGGACAGCGAGGCCAGGCUCAGAGCACAGCAGCAGAGACACAUACAGAGACAGCAGAGAGAGGCUGAGAGAGUACACCAACAACAACAACAACUUCUGCCAGCCCCACAGCCUGUUCACUCUCUACCCCCAGAACGAGAAGAGCCAGAGGAGGAUGAGGAGGAGAGAGGGAGGUAUAGAGAGAGGGAGACAGAGGGGGAUAACUCUGCGUUAGGCCGUUCGGCCAGCACGGAGAGUGCUUUCCACACACACACAGACCGGGCGGAGGGCGACUGCGUCAUGGCCCUAGAUCUUGAGGCAGAGGACGAGGGCGGUACUUAUGAGGUGAUGCUUCGCCCAGAGGCGGAGGGAUACACAGAGAGCGCUGAGUCAGAGCAGCACCAUCCCCACCCUCAGCCCAACCUGAACCUCAACUACCCCCCUCAGCCCCCUCCCUUACCCCGGGAACUCCUACCAGACGUUGGGAGACCCCACAGUCAGGAGGAGGCAGAGGAAAUCCUGGACCCUGGUGGUGGUUACUCUAACUACGUUUACACCCAACCUCUCAACCUCCAUGGGGGAGGGGCCAGGGUGCCGGGGGGACAGGACAGCAGCGUCGAGGAAGGGAUGGAGCCUAAAGACGAGGCAUAUUCUGAAGCCUACCACUACUCCCUGACAGAACAUGUGUAUGAGGAGAUCAGCGACGCCCCCUCUGCUGCUGCUGCUGAGGGGGCAACUCCUACAAAUGCCAAUGAGAACCUCCAGCAGAGAAAGGCGGCGUUCCGUCUGUUUGAGGGGGGUGACGGGGGCGGGGACUACUGGCAGCAGGAGGCAGUGGGGUCGAGGCUGCACCACUACGACGAGCGCUCGGACGGCGAGUCAGACAGCCCUGAGAAGGAGGCGGAGUUUGCUCCGUACCCGCGGGCAGACAGCUGUGACCAGGACGGUGAAGAGGACAUCAACAUGAUCGUAACGGAAGUCAGAGAGAGUCCCAGCUCUCAGAGUCUGGAAAGAGCUGCUGCUGGGUUGGGGGAGGGAGGAGACAAAGAAGACAUGAUGAAAGGAGGAGAGGAAGAGGGAGACUCUUACAACUCCCAAUCUGACGCCCCCACAGACUCCAAACAUCCAAAGGGAGAGAUGGAAAGAGAGGGGGAUGAGAGAGAAGGAGAAGGCGUUCCAGCACCAGCAGACAGUCCCUCUGAGGACUCGUCUGGGGUUCGUAACAGUCGUGAGAAAAGAGACGCCAUCACCCUGGCCAUAAAGGACAUCAAAGAGGCCAUAGAGGAGGUGAAGACCAGGACGGUGAGGUCACCCUACACCCCUGAUGAGCCUAAAGAACCCAUCUGGGUGAUGAGACAGGACCUGAGUCCCACCGCUGAGUGUUGUGACCUGCAACCCUCACUAGGGGGCGACUCUCCAGGUUCAGACUCUCAGGCCUCUCCUCAGGGGGCGGAGUCUUCAAUCCGGACACCCAUGCUUGAAGGGAGUGAAAGCUUCGAGUCUCCACCGCUUUCCACUAAAGAGUCCAGGAGAAGCCUGGCCUCCUUUCCUACCUAUGUAGAAGUCCCAGGUCCAUGUGACCCAGAGGACCUGAUCGAUGGGAUCAUCUUUGCCGCUAACUACCUAGGCUCCACCCAGUUGCUGUCUGACAAGACCCCCUCCAAGAACGUGCGCAUGAUGCAGGCCCAGGAGGCUGUCAGCCGCAUCAAGACGGCCCAGAAAUUAGCCAAAAACAAGAAGAAGGCUCCAGAAGGUGAGGCCCAGCCCAUGACGGAGGUGGACCUCUUCAUCUCCACCCAGAGGAUUAAAGUCCUCAACGCUGACUCACAGGAGACGAUGAUGGACCACCCUCUGAGGACCAUCUCCUACAUCGCUGACAUCGGCAACAUUGUGGUUCUGAUGGCAAGACGCCGUAUGCCCCGCCCAGACUCCAUGGACAGCGUGGAGGCGUCAGACCCCGCUGAGGACGAGAAACAACGGCAGUACAAGAUGAUCUGCCACGUCUUUGAGUCCGAGGAUGCCCAGCUGAUUGCCCAGUCUAUAGGCCAGGCCUUCAGUGUGGCGUACCAGGAGUUCCUGCGGGCUAACGGCAUCAACCCAGAGGACCUGAGUCAGAAGGAGUACAGUGACCUGCUCAACACUCAGGACAUGUACAACGACGACCUCAUACACUUCUCCAAGUCUGAGAACUGCAAAGACAUUUACAUCGAGAAGCAGAAAGGUGAGAUUCUGGGCGUGGUCAUUGUGGAGAGUGGGUGGGGCUCCAUCCUGCCCACAGUCAUCAUCGCCAACAUGAUGCAUGCUGGUCCGUCGGAGAAGUCAGGCCGUCUUAAUAUCGGAGACCAGAUUAUGUCUAUCAACGGGACCAGUCUGGUGGGGCUACCCCUGUCCACCUGCCAGACCAUAAUUAAGGGUCUGAAGAACCAGUCUCGUAUCAAGCUGAACAUUGUCAGGUGUCCUCCUGUUACAACGGUGCUCAUCAGACGACCUGACCUCAGAUACCAGCUGGGCUUCAGCGUACAGAACGGCAUUAUCUGCAGCCUUAUGCGAGGGGGCAUCGCUGAGAGGGGAGGGGUCAGGGUCGGCCACCGCAUCAUCGAGAUCAAUGGCCAGAGCGUGGUGGCCACGCCCCACGAGAAGAUCGUCCACAUCCUGUCCAACGCUGUGGGAGAGAUCCACAUGAAGACGAUGCCAGCUGCCAUGUACCGCCUGCUAACUGCCCAGGAGCAACCUGUUUACAUCUAGUGAUGACCUCCCUCUCCUACCCGACAUCAGACCUCACCCCCCGAUGACCUCACUCCCUGACCCCCAGCAUCACUGCACCCUCUAUGUGUGAGCAACUCCACCCCCUCCCUCAAGCCCCAGAUCACCAUUGGAGACUGAAGCUUCUUAAUGCUCUGGAUGACUAUGACUAUUUUAUCUGAUUGUUUUGCUGUGGAGAGUAGAGUUUGGCUGAAAAAGACAGCUUGUUCAAGCCCCUCCCAUACUGAGGGUUGCUUCCUGAGCUUCACCCUGACCUUCCCUUCUUUCCCAUGUUUCUUUCUCUCCCUCUCUCUGUUUCUCUCUCUCUCUAUCCCUCUCCCUCUCACUUUCUAUCGGUCUACCUCCCUUCUCUAUCCCUCUCCCUUUCUCUCACCGGCUGCACUCGUCUGAUGUAAUGUUGAAUACUUCUGUGUUCUCCCACAACACAAACAAACAGAGAGGGAGUGUGAGACCUGCUGAUAAACAAGUGUUACUACUCUGAACAACAAGCCCCUAUCAUUCCUCGUCAUAACAUUCCAUGCCUUCCGUCUAACGUUAAUGAAUGUCCAAGCAGGGAGGACUUUUCCCGACUGUGGAAGUCCUCCAGGAAAGACAGAGAAAACCAAACGUUCCCAUUUAUUUUAUUUUUUUAAAUGUUGUUUUUAAGGCUGAGAUUUGGUCUGAUAUAAUAAGCAUUCCAAGUUUCAAGUUCCACGUGCAUCUGUUUUAAGUCAGGCCUCGUCAAGGGAAGGCUACACUACAUAGACCAAAUUAUUUAAAACCUUCUAAAGGAAUUCACAUUCCCUUCUGAAACAACAUGCAGCCCAGGGAAACAGUUCUACAAGGCUGGAGGACAGCCUUGUCAGACAGUGUUUAGACAGAAGCCAGCCCUGAAAUGGGAGCUUUUGAAAGUAAACAUGUAAUUCUACCUAUUGCCAGGACAACAAAAUAACACUGGUCUCGUUCUCACAUGUAAUUAGCAUUAAUAGCAAAACGCUCUCCAUCCUCAUCUUUCCCUUCAGCAUCAUCUUGAACUGAAAACUAUGAUUAGGUGAAAACAGAACUCACAACCACUAUUACGGAAGGGAAAAAAACAAACAUCGGUUCGGCUAAUCACAUACUAUUUCCACUCUGGGAAGAGGGGACUCUGCAUCAUCACACCACCAUAUGUCUUAAGGGUUUACAGUCACUCAGAGACCAGAGCUUAAAGUAAAUGCCCAGUGUUUCUAGAUUUCUAUGAAAUAUGACCAAUAAUUACAAUAUGAGUGAAAUGGUUUUCGUUUAAAAAAAAUGGUAAUUGGUAUGUUAAAAAGUAGCUUGUCUGUGUUGGAAUGGUGUGGGCGUACCCCAACAACAGAAUAGUGUGGCCGUAUACCGGUCAUUAAAAAUAUUCACGCAAGUAGACCGCUGAUUGACCAGCUCAGCCUCCUCAGGGUGAUACGUCUAUGAGAAAAUAGCAAGCAUUUUUGAAAAGGUUUGUUUGAGAUACAAGUUUGAGGUGGGGUUUUUGAAGUGUUUUUUUCCCCACAAUUUAUGUUUUGGUCACAUACAAGUCAACAACAUUAUUUGGAUAUGAGUUAACAGCAUAUGAACUUUAAAAGUGAAAUUUUAACUGGGCAGUUACUUUAAGCCAUACGUUACAUUUCACAUAGUUUGUAUCCCAAAUGGCACCCUAUUCCCUAUUGUGCACUACUUUUAAGCAGGGCCCAUAAGGGCCUGGAUCGAAAGUAGUGCACUAUGUAGGGAAUAGGGUGCCAUUCGGGACGCCUCCACAAAGGUUCUGUACUAUAGGCUCUGGUGGUGGAAUACAGUAGAAGCUAAAACUGUUCAGAUCCAUUUUAGGCUGAGGAGAGAUAGCAGAGAUCAACCAGAUGUGUAUAGAAUACCUCAGACUUUGGCACCAAACUGAAGUUCAGGAUUUAAUAAUUUUUUUUGCGAUCAGGACAGUUGGAUUAGAUUGUAUUACAGUACAACCUUAAAAACAACCUGCAAUUAAAUUAUUUUAUAUUUUCAUUACCAAGGAUUUUUCAUCCUCUGUCUUAAUUUAAUAUUUUUUAAAUGUCUUGAAUAUAAUCUGCAAUAUUUUUGCCAGACUAUACUGUAAUUCUGUUUAUAGGUCAUUAUAUUGCAUUGCAUUUGGAUCUCAAUCUUUAUACUUGAAGGAUGCUUAAUCAUAGUACAUGACAUGGGUCAUUAGUUUGUUAUUUAAAAAACAUGAUUUAUUCUUUUAUUUUUAGAUUUUAUUUUGUUAUCUCGCAAAUGUGAUGAAAUGAAAGUACUGAAAUGAGUCAACAUAUCAUCUCUCUGGUGUACAUGAUUCACAAGUCCUCAAAUGUAUCUCUGUUGCAUAAAGUGGAUAGAUGUUCCCCUCCUGUUUAUGUUGGGCCCUGCUGCCUUUCUGACUAGAAGUGAUUAAUGAGACUACAGUGUUUUGAGACUAGGAGCUCGAUUCAAUCCUUAUCGGUGAAUAGCAACUUGAUAUUUAAAGGUCAUUUCUGAUUUCGCCAACAUAUGCAGCAUUUACCGUGAAUUCAGUCUCCGCGAACGCAGGAAUAGUGCCUUUACAUUUCAAUCGCGCUAUAGCCCUAGUAACUUAAGCAAGAUGCGACGACUUACCACUGGUAAUGAACACGUCAACCACAAUGGAAGCAUUAUGUUGUAGUAGUAAAUUAAUGAGCAGAUGCUCUCAGAUGAUGGAUUGACAAUGGGAAGAAAUGACUAAUGUUGAUGUUAUGAUUCCUCCUCUAUAACCACAUAUCCUCCCUUUCAUUGAUCUGUCUGGCCUGCCGUAUAUACAUUUCAAAACCUAUUUUCUUCACAAAAGUAAAUAAGACUCUUCUCACUCUAGCUCUACUCUGGGUCUGUAGCUUACAGAAUCAGAUCUAGUUAUUUUAGAAUGUUUUAAAAUGUCAUUCAGAAAUGUCUAGAACUCUAGACAAUUAAAAAAAAUGAAUUCCAGGAAGCUUCCACCUUGUUUAACGUGAAUGAGCUUUGACCUUCUGCCCAGACAUCCUCUCCCUCAAUUCCUGUCCCCUGUGUCACUUCCCGCUUGAGACACGCCCCCUCUGGAUUCCUGUUUUACAAACCGUAAUGGGACAGUUUCCGGGUUGGGGAGUGGACACACAUUAUGACGUAGGAGGGACACAUUCUGUUGCGACACCUCCCCUACACUGACUUGUGGAGGGGACACAUUAUUAUGACGCUACUACACCUCUUGCGAGUUGCUGCUGGAGCACCCUGCCACCUGAGCUUGUGUGCCAAACGUUGACCCUUCCCCUCUGCCCUACUCUCCCCUCUAAACCAUUGAUUGUUCCAAAUGUCUAUUCUAUCUCAUCCCUAAAUCAAAUGUUGGCCUUAUUUAUUACUGUACUUAUGACAUUGAACUACUAAAUGAUACUGAAAAAGUAGUUCCUGUGCGGUUGACCACAUGAUGUUCUAGCAUGGUUUAUCUAUGGAGUCACCGGUUGGUCGGUAAUAUGCUGUAUCAUUCCUGCUUCUAGUGUGUGUGGUGUGUAAUGACAACUUCUUUACUCCAUGUUCAACCAAAACCAGCUGGACUACAUAAUAUAUACAUAAAUAUAUAUAUAAAGGUAUAUAUACUUAUAAUGGUUAUUUGUGUGUUUGGAUUGACCAUAUAAGCAAGCUUCAAUGGAUAACAAGUAACGUGAAAAGAGAAUUCAAACUGAUGGCAAGGGCCCUUAAUGUGACUCGGAAAGAAGGGGUUUCAUAUGAACUAGAGAUGUAGUUGAUUUGUGUGAAAAUACAUAACUGUACAUAUUUGACGAGCGCACAAGGUCACAAACACAGGGGCAUAUUACUGUAGACCUCCCCCGCAAAAAAAGUUGUACUUUGUAAAGAGAUCGUAGCAAACAUACACUUGAGUAGAUGGUGACUGAAAGGUGGGAUAACUAGUGUUUAUAAUGCACUGUUUUGAAUGUAAUUAAUCUAAAAAAAAAACACUUUCUGUAAAGCAAUGGCAAUGUUUAUUUAUUUGCUAGCUUUUCUGUGAUGUUACAGUUAUUGAACUACAUUACCUUACCAGAACUGGAAUGUUUGUAACAGUAUUUACAACAAUAAACUACUUGCAAAAGGACA
Messenger RNA from Oncorhynchus gorbuscha (pink salmon), 8036 nucleotides. Its product is annotated as amyloid-beta A4 precursor protein-binding family A member 1-like. The record is from RefSeq and is a predicted model, not a curated record. Gene Ontology annotation, biological process: chemical synaptic transmission. The transcript is spliced from 14 exons. Gene Ontology annotation, cellular component: cytoplasm; plasma membrane; dendritic spine. Gene Ontology annotation, molecular function: protein binding; amyloid-beta binding. Lineage: Eukaryota; Metazoa; Chordata; Actinopteri; Salmoniformes; Salmonidae. Bases 858 to 3944 code for a protein of 1028 amino acids.